Molecule: messenger RNA, 607 nt
Organism: Hyaloscypha bicolor E
Lineage: Eukaryota; Fungi; Ascomycota; Leotiomycetes; Helotiales; Hyaloscyphaceae
Exons: 1
Coding region: 101-328 (75 amino acids)
Source: RefSeq, a predicted model, not a curated record
GUAGUGCCAUUCAAAAAUGGCUCUACAGGCGAGGUUAUGAAUGAUCUAGUUCUGGUAAAAUUGACGAGGAUGGUUUUAAUGAUAUGGCUGGGGGCAAUUGAUGAAGCAUGGGAGCCAGAUUGUCCGGGUCCUCGGUACGGAUGACGACAUUCGAAGCAAUGUUCGGAAGGGACUGGAUAUCAUGAAGGCGGAAAACUACCGGCCGGGACAUUUGAUGAUAUCCCCAAGCACAAGUACAGCUGGUGCACGGAAAGGUAGCAGCAGCAGUACCGCUGGCUUGAAGCGGUCAUCGAGUCAGACUAGCACACCUUUGCCGCCUAGAAAGUAAUCCUAUUUAAAAUCUCCAAUAAAGGCCGGCAGCAAUGCUCUACCAAAUCAAGUGCAUUGGUAUAUUAUCCUUUGUAAUUAUGGGAAGCCCAUUUAUAAGACUGGCUCUCGAGUAGCUCUACUUGCCAUACUAGAGGGCUAUAUUAAAGGACAUAAGUCCUUAUAUAAGGCCGGCUUUCUUUAUAAAGAUAUCUUAAAUAAUAAUCUUAUAAUAAAUAAAAAUAAAGAAAACCCUUUCUGGCCUUUAUUCUUAAUUAAUCUUGACCUUAAGAUUAAAAAA